AAAAGGUGUCUUUUUAACGCCUGCCAGCGGCCGGCGCUAAUUCAUAUUUCUUGCCUUGCUCAUUGCCAGUCUUUACUUUGUGAAUUUCGAUUUCAGCUUUCUCUUAAAAUGCAAAUUCAUAGACUUUCAGUUCCAAAUAACACUCUUAUUCCGCCCGCUUUGUCCUCUCCUCAUAUUCUUUACUCGUCUUUAUCUUCAUUACACCGCCCCACCAAACUUCUUCUGAAUCCAAGUUCAAAAGCUGGGUUUUGUAAUUCACUCAAAAGACUAUCCAAAUCACUUACUUGUUUGAGAAAACAUGGUGGUUCAAUUCGUGUCAGCUGUGGAGCGGCUCAAGAUAAUGAGGAUGCCUUUUAUAUGAGGAGAUGCGUUGAGCUAGCGAGAAAGGGAAUUGGGUGUACAAGUCCCAAUCCAAUGGUGGGUUGUUUGAUUGUUAAAGAUGGAAAGAUUGUUGGUGAAGGGUUUCAUCCUAAAGCUGGACAGCCACAUGCUGAGGUGUUUGCUCUGAGAGAUGCUGGGCACUUGGCUGAGGAUGCAACAGCAUAUGUGAGCUUGGAACCAUGUAAUCACUACGGAAGAACUCCACCAUGUACUGAAGCUCUGAUUAAAGCUAAGGUUAAGAAAGUGGUGGUUGGAAUGGUGGAUCCAAACCCAAUUGUAGAUUCAAAGGGGUUAGAUAGGCUGAGAGAUGCUGGAAUUGACGUGACCGUGGGUGUAGAAGAAGAAUUGUGCAAGCAGCUCAAUGAGGCCUUUAUUCAUCAAAUGUUAACAGGGAAACCUUUUGUGACAGUAAGGUAUUCUCUUUCUGUCAAUGGCCAUCUUCUGGACCAACUUGGAGAUGGAGUUACUAAGUCUGGUGGAUACUACUCGCGGUUGUUACAAGAAUACGAUGCAGUUAUACUGUCUGCCUCAUUGACUGAGAAGUCCUCAAUACCUGAAUCGCAUGAACCUGGUGCUAAUCAACCCCUUAAGAUUAUAACGGCUACUAAUUCUAGUUCUCAAAUUCAAUUGCCUCUUCUCACUGAAGAAACUGCUUCUAGAGUAAUAGUAUUUACCAGCAAAGAGGCAAUUUUGGAAAAUGAAACUGCUAAAAGAGGAAUUGAAACAGUGGUUUUGAAUCAAGUAACUUUAAACGCAAUCCUAGAAUACUGCAAGCGCAAGGGAUUGAACAGUGUUUUACUGGAUUUGAGAAGUGAUUAUGCCGACCUUGAAAUGCUUCUCAGAGAGGGUAUUGAACAAAAUAUUAUGCAAAAGAUCAUGGUGGAAGUCUUGCCUGUAUGGAAUGAAGGGGAUGAUGGGAAUGCGCUUGCCCUACUAAAUGGUUUAAAGAAAGGAUUAGUAGUGAAGAAAUUACAACCUAAGAUAUCAAGUCAGAGCAUUGUUCUUGAGGGAUACCUUCAGUAUGGGUGAUUAGAACCCAUGGACACAGAUUGCAUCAUCUCUGGCUUAAUAGUAGAGUUGGUUUUGGUUAUUGGUGAAUGUCAAAUCGGCAACCUCUCAAGGGAGUUCUUAAAGGAGCUAGUUGGAAUGCAAUGUUAUCUCAUUUUGGUUUGAUUUGAUGCAUAGCUCUUUGUUGGCUUAUCCUAUAUUUUUUCCAGAAUUUCCUGUGAGAGCUUGAACGAUCUUUGUCUGAGAGUAAAUACUAAAAGGUUACAUUUGAGCGCACUUUAUAUACAAAUAUGAAAUUAUGGAAUGCAGUCAGAUUUAAAUUCAAA
Mangifera indica (mango) is the source of this 1715-nucleotide messenger RNA. RefSeq names its product riboflavin biosynthesis protein PYRD, chloroplastic. The record is from RefSeq and is a predicted model, not a curated record. The coding region runs from base 109 to 1410 and encodes 433 amino acids. The transcript has 3 exons. Lineage: Eukaryota; Viridiplantae; Streptophyta; Magnoliopsida; Sapindales; Anacardiaceae. Gene Ontology annotation, molecular function: diaminohydroxyphosphoribosylaminopyrimidine deaminase activity; zinc ion binding. Gene Ontology annotation, biological process: riboflavin biosynthetic process.